CCUCCCACUGCAGGCUGCGCGACGAUGAAAGAGACCAGGUGAUAUUUCACUGCUCAGAUACCGAGCAUCUUCUCCUGGGGAUGCUGAAGCGAAGCGGGCGGGGUCCUAUUCUUGCAGUGUUAUCCUUUUUUUCCCACUCGCAGCGUAAUGUGCAAGACAUCCGAGCGCGGACUGUGAGAUCUGAGGACGUUUGAAGAAACCGAAAUUCGACAAACUGGGGAAAUAUUUCCGUUUUUGUUUCACCACUCCUUUGAUCCGCCAUGGAACCAUAGUCUGUCGUUCUGGGGCAAUAUAAAAUAAACUUGAUUUCAAGAUCCAGCUUCGCGGACAUAUUUUUUUAACCCAUUGGUGGACAGUUUGGGACCACAGAGGUGUGAGGAUAGUGAACAAUUUCCAGAAUUUUGAUUUUGGAUUUGAAAAAUUAAUUAAAAGCUAUAUAGGCUAUUUUGCUGGUUUAAUUAAACGCCAUAAUCAUGGCGUGGCCGUGCAUCUCCCGGGCUUGCUGUAUGGCCCGCUUUUGGAACCAGUUUGACAAAGCUGACAUUGCGGUGCCUUUGGUUUUCACCAAGUAUUCCGAUGUGUCCGAAAUGCAGCACCUCACUUUGCACCACCAGCAAAAGCAGCCGCCGCAUCCCCAGGCGCGGGCGAGCGCAGUCGCCAUAGAAACGCAGCCGUCCCAUAGCGACCAGGAGGCAGUAGCCAAGGCGGCGCCCGCGACGGGUACCGCUGCGCCCGACGAGUGCUCGGGCUCAUCGGUGAUGCGCCAGGACUUCAAACACUGGAAAGUACGUCCCGAGCCUAGUUGCAAACCCAAGAACGAAUAUCACGUUUCCGAGACCCCGUUUAACAACGAGACGCAGUAUCAGAAAGAUUACAAGCCGUGGCCUAUUCCGAGAAGGGGUGACCAUCCUUGGAUUCCCAAACCGAGCCCCGUGAUUUCUGCGCCCGACGACCGAGCUGCACAGAGAUCCAAGCAUGCCCAGGCGCCCGCGGAAGUCGACAGCGGGGUGGAGAAAAGCGAAAUCGCCGACAAGGUGCAAGAGAAGGAGAUUCUGUCCGGUGAGAGGAAAAAGAGACACGGAAAGAAAACUACAGAGGAGAAGGUAGUUGUAGCUGCGGCGGGAAUCAAAACGGACGCGCAGCCUCAAGAUGUCCCCGUAGAGGGCAAAGGGAGGGCCGCCGCGGACGCGGUGAAUCGGCAGAUAAAAAAGGAAGUUAGCACUGGGAGCUCGUAUAGGAACGAAUUCAGAGCCUACACAGACGUGAAGCCCGUCAAGGCCUUCAAAGCCAAGUUCCAGUACCACCCCCCCGACGAGAGGGCCUGCCUGGAGACCAGCUACAGCGCCACCUACAGGGGCGAGCAGGGCAAGCAGGACGGGGACCCCCGAGCCCAGGACCACAGGAGGAUACGGAGCCUUUACAGCGAGCCCUGCAAGGAGGCCAGCAAAGUGGACAAGCCCAGCGUCCCCCGGGCCAAGGUCAAAAAGGCGACGUCGUCGGGCCACGGCAAAGCAACGAAGAAGGCCAAGGAGAAGCAGCCCGUGUCUGUGCGCGGCGCCAAGAAAAAGGCGUCGGAAAACCGGCCAGAGCCCAAACCAGAGGAGGGGGACAAGGAGAAAAGUAAAGAGAUGAACAACAAACUGGCUGAGGCAAAAGAGUAAAAACCAUUGCACUUCUAUUCUUCUUCUGGGAAAAAAAUAAAUAAAACAAAGGCUGCAAAAUUAAUUAGAGGGUUCUCAUCCCCUUAACCUUGUCUCUCUAUCUUUAUUUCCUAUCUAUCUCCCUCUCUACCUCUCUCCCCUCCCUUUCUCUGUCUCUCUUUCCUAUCUCUCUCUCCCACUCUUUUCUCCUCUAUCCCCUCUCUUUCCAUUCUCUUUCUUAUCUCUCUCCCUCCUUAUCUCUCUCUCUCCCACUCUUCCCUUCCCAUUCUCUCCUCUCCAUCUCUCUCCCCUUCCUUCUCUCCCUCUCUCUCUCUGUCUGUCUCCUAGUUCUCUGUAAUCAGAGCGUAGAAUGAUAAAUGUCAGGUUUAUUAAUUUAUUUUUUUGACAUGACGUAUCGCUUCACUGUCGCACGUUGCAUCAGUUCGCCCAGCACGAAGGGGGGGGCGGGGAGUGCGUUCAUCCGCCAUCGCAUCCGCUUCCUCCUCCUCCUCCCCCGACCCCCCGCUCAUUCCAUGGUCUCCAUGGCUACCGCCCCACUCGCUAGCCAAUGGACGCUCUGCAUUGAGGAUUGGAUGUUGCAUGGAGCUCUCAACGAGCAGAUCUGUAUGGCUGGCUUGCGGCACCUGCUCAGAUUGUUCUGUUUGUAUUUAUCAAUUUGCUUUUUUUGUAUUGCAGUUGAACCUCCUAAACUCAGGGGGCGCUGUCACAACCAAAAGCCAGCUGGAUUUAAAUCUGUUUUAAAUUUUAUGCAAGGUUUUUUUUUUGUUUUUUUUUUUUAAGAUAUUCAUAUUUAUGUUAGAUGUUUAUAUUUGUAGGGAAAAAAAGCUUUGAUAAAUGUGAAGUGUUUGGAAGUGUGCUGAUUCCAGAUCAGCUGUUCUGUCUGCAGUGCCUCCUAUCUAUUCCCUCUCAAACCUGAAGGCACUGACCUGAGGACAGAGUGAAAAAGGCAUUGCAUACUGGCACGUCUCUGGUGCUUUCAGGUCUUCCCUACACGCCCUAAAUAUGCAUUUUAUGUAUAGUUCUUCAGACUGUGUAAUUUACUCCUCCGUUAAAUUCAAACCUUCGGCCUAUUGUGAAGUAUUUGAGUGUUCAGACAUCGUUAAUCCCUAAAUGGCCUAUGAUGGGUACAUCUGCAUUUUGGACCUUUUCCGUAUUGAAUUGCUCCGAAGGUCACACGCUGGUCCGGGGCCUAAUUGAGGAUAUCAGCUUUCAUGGGUCUGGUUGCCAGGGAACCAACUCGGUUACUGUAACAGGAUUAGCCCUUACUGGAUGUGCCCGCCUCCUUUGGAACCUUUGAUUAGUGAUAGAUUCUGUCAUUCUCGUGAGGUGGGCCCGUCAGAGUACACUGUGAUCAGAAUGAGCACGUCGAAAAUUAAGUGGGGAAAAAUGCAGCAUAUAGAUUCUUUAGGGAAAUUGUAAGUGAGAAAAUAAAUAAUAAACAACAACAAGGCCAUUUUUUUACACUGACGUGAUUAAGCUUGACAUUUUAGAAAAAAACGCUAGAGUAAGCAAUGAGGUGAUUGGCUAUCGGAUGAUUCCAGGCUGGGGGGAGGGGCCUUCAGCAUAGGCCAUAUGCUGCACAGUCAGAACCUGCAGUGGACCUACUCAAUGCCGCCCUCGCAGUCGUAGUCACAGUCUGUCCUCACUAACGUGAUUUAUGGGGACUGUCCCUGAGGACCCCUCUGGACAAGCAGAUGGGACCCCCCCC
Anguilla rostrata (American eel) is the source of this 3369-nucleotide messenger RNA. RefSeq names its product microtubule-associated protein 6a (gene map6a). Gene Ontology annotation, molecular function: microtubule binding; calmodulin binding. Gene Ontology annotation, cellular component: Golgi-associated vesicle; cis-Golgi network; microtubule. The transcript is spliced from 3 exons. NCBI's taxonomy places the organism in Eukaryota, Metazoa, Chordata, Actinopteri, Anguilliformes, Anguillidae. Gene Ontology annotation, biological process: microtubule cytoskeleton organization; cytoskeleton-dependent intracellular transport; regulation of microtubule cytoskeleton organization. The coding region runs from base 474 to 1661 and encodes 395 amino acids. The record is from RefSeq and is a predicted model, not a curated record.